Molecule: messenger RNA, 1139 nt
Organism: Penaeus monodon (black tiger shrimp)
Lineage: Eukaryota; Metazoa; Arthropoda; Malacostraca; Decapoda; Penaeidae
Gene: Oseg2
Product: intraflagellar transport protein 172 homolog
Exons: 8
Coding region: 303-1139 (278 amino acids)
Biological process (GO): intraciliary transport
Cellular component (GO): axoneme; ciliary basal body; intraciliary transport particle B
Source: RefSeq, a predicted model, not a curated record
AACAAUAAGAAAAUCUGUAUGAAAUAAUGAAUGAAAGCAGCAAAGAUAUGUUAUGUUUUAUACCUAUUGCUUUCUAAUAAGAUAAUUAUUUCAAACAGGAUAGUAAUCAGUGGACUGAAGCACUGAGGGUAUGCAAGGAAUAUCUCCCACAUAAGCUGAGUGCCCUUCAGGAUGAGUAUGACCGCACAGUGCUGAGCAGAGGAUCCCAAGACGUCGAGACUCUCUUGAGCCAAGCUCAACAAUGGGAGGAGGCUGGAGAGUAUAACAGAGCAGUGGAUUGUUACACUAAGGUAACUCCACACAUGAGCAAUGACACUACUCUGCUAGAGAAAGCAUGGAGCAAGGCAGGAGAACUGGCUGUCAAAUUUCUUGAUGCAGACAAGGCAGAAGAAGUUGCUCGGCAACUUGGUCCUCGUUUACUUGAUAUUAAGAGAUACAAUGCAGCUGCCCAAUUGUUCUUGGCUGGAGACUUGAUCAAGGAAGCCAUUGAUGCCUUUAUAUCUGGACAAGAAUGGAAGAAGGCAAAGAAUGUUGCAAGAGAAUUAGAGCCAAGGUAUGAAACAUAUGUUGACUCAGCCUACAAAGACUUCUUAAAGAAUGAGGGCAAGGCUGAGGCUCUUGCUGAUGUUGAUUUAACAGGUGCAAUUGACAUGUAUGUGGAAAGUGGCCAGUGGACUAGAGCUUUAGAAACAGCAGCAUCUCAUAGUGCAGAACUUUUGCACAAAUACUUGGCUAAGUAUGCAACCAGUAUGAUCAAGGUAAGAGGAGAACAUUAUAAACCAGAAAUAUCUUUAAAUGUACAUAAAAUGGUCGGUCUUGGGCAUUGCCUAUCAAGCAAAUUGGUGCACUCCCUUCUCUCAGAAUUUCAUAUUUCCCCGCGCCUUCCCCUUGCUGAUGACGUGCUGACCUGGGGUUCCCCCCCAACCUAUCGAAUGGGAGUUUUGGGGAUUGCUGCUGUCUCUGGUGAAAAUUUUAAGGCACAUGCAACAGGGGAAACCCCCACAUUGGAAAAACUGGUUGCUAAAGUGGCAGUUUCCUUAGUGAGGUACACAGAUGUUCUACCUGCUGAUAAAGCUUUCUAUGAAGCUGGAAUGUCAUGCAAAAAUGUUGGGGGAAAAAACAUGGCCUUUUCUUCUUAA